Sycon ciliatum is the source of this 4911-nucleotide messenger RNA. RefSeq names its product receptor-type tyrosine-protein phosphatase S-like. The record is from RefSeq and is a predicted model, not a curated record. The transcript has 15 exons. The coding region runs from base 866 to 4144 and encodes 1092 amino acids. NCBI's taxonomy places the organism in Eukaryota, Metazoa, Porifera, Calcarea, Leucosolenida, Sycettidae. Gene Ontology annotation, molecular function: protein binding.
CCUUUCCUGGAGUUUUAGCACUGCAUGCUGCAGCCGUCACAGGGUAAGGUUUACCUAACAUGAAGUAACAACAUUAGUUAGUUCAGUAUUAGUUGAACUGCAGCCGGAGUGAGUGAAGUCCUUGAGUUGAGAUCAUUGCGGAUUCGCUGUACUCUCUCUGCAGACAUUGCAGUGCACGGCUUUAGCCAUAAGUGUAACUGUUUCCGCUGUUCGUGAGCGAGUCGCCUGGGUGGUAUCGUUCGGCGAUUGUCGGCGUGCCUAGCGCCUGACGCGUUGCCUCCAAGCUCUUGCCAUUUGCAGGUGGUGCCCCCCGAGUACAGUAGACACGGCUGAUUGAUCUGCAGCUCACAGCACAGCCUCACAGGCUCGCGAAAACCAUUAGUGCAAUUUGUAGUCCACUAAGCACACUCCACAACUCCUGCUUGGUCUACACCACAAUACUAGUAUUACUACUACUACUAGUACUACUAGUGUGGUUGACUAGCGCUGCCCCAGCUGCCCUAGCUGCCCCAGCGACGUUCCAUGAUCAACAAAGCAUAGCAGUGAGCUGGCAAAGGCUUGGGUCGUUGGGACCACGGCAAAACUGUACAUUCGUUGCGUACAUCUACUGUGUAGUGACCGCCGGAGAAAAGGACGGUGAGGCGGCCUGGCCCUAAGACAGUAAGAGUAGGCUAAGUGCUGAAGUCGUGGCCGUGUGUUACUUUUAGCACCAGUGUACUGGAUCGAUCCACACCUGGAAAAAAAUAUCCCUCUGCCCACAUCCUAGUGGCGCGCGUUGUGGCGGUGAGGCGCGUUGAGGCGGUGUACCUGUUACUAGCUGAGUGGGUGCUGUUGCUGCGUGUGUUGAACAAGACGAGGAGGCAGAAUGGCGGCCAGCAAUGGAGGUGCUCUUGCUGGGCAGCUGAUUGCAGUUGGUCUGCUGUUAGUUCUGAGCACAGUGCAUGCUCAGUCGAAUUCAUCAGCAUUUUUGAACACCCUACCGAUUGAAAUUGUUCAAGUGGAUGGUGGGCCUGUGGUGCUGACUAUCAGUGCAACUCAAGCUGCUGUUCGAGGCAUCUUGAACUGGCGCUACGCACCUGAUAGCAGCACAAACCCGACAAGUAUCGCUCGGCACAGUGAUGCCGCAGACAUCAGCGUCGUUAGGAAUGGACUGGUCAUGCAGGUGAACCUGAGCUUUCCGAUGACGGCUGCACGAGAGGGACUCUACUCAAUCGCAAUACUUGGCGACUUUGAUGAUCUAGUUGAAGAGACUAACUUUACAAGUGUGCGAAUCGCAGUUGAGCCAGAGAUCACUACGACUGAUGAUAUUGUUGUCAACGAAGGGUCCGACGCAGUCAUGCGAUGCAACUCCACGGGCUUCCCCGUGCCUCUGAUGCAGUGGUGGGACGGUGAGGGUCAGCUACUGGUGGAGCGCUACACAACAUCCUUGGAGUAUGCGCUACCGAAUGUGCAACGUGGAAGCGCUGAGGAUUACGUUUGCAAUGCCACCAACAUGGCUGGUGACGUCAACAUCACAAGGAAGCUAAUUGUACAAUACAAACCGGAAAUCACAGGCAUUUCGCAAUCGCAGCUCUUGCCUGUCGAAGGCCCUCUCCUACUGACGUGCAGCGCUAUUGGUGUUCCCGCUCCGCAUGUCUUCUGGACUCAUCACCGCCACAAUCUGACACUCGUCAACCACUUGGUGCUGACACGGGCACGUGACGAGCACCACGGCGGACUCCGCGGACACUCCAACGUCUCCUCAGCUCAGACCAUGACUGGAGAUGAGGGCCAAUACACAUGCCAUGCGAUCAAUGCAGUUAGCAGUGUCAGGAGCCAUGCUCACAUCACGCUGCAACAUCGACCCGACGCACCGGUCCUAAAAGCAGUCGAUAGCAUGCAGGUCACGACCGACUCGGUCAUGAUCAGCUGGCCUAUGCCGAACUACCACAACAGCACAAUCAUCCUGUACGAGGUGGAGGUGCGGCUGCGAGACAACGACACCUGGAUCGCCGUUCCAGUCGCCUCCUCUACCGUUACAGCCCUGGACAGCAUGAUAACUGGCCUCACACCAUGGAGUGAAUACCACUUCCGUGUGCGAGCGCUGAAUGCAAUUGGCUACAGUGAUUUCAGCAACGAGACGGCUGCUGUGCGCACCUAUCCACUUGACCCUGUGGCGCCUGAGGAUGUCGAGGUGAUGUUGGCUGAAGCAACUUCGAUCACGCUUCGUUGGCAGUUACCGGACACGUGGACUGACCAGCGCGGUGUACUGAGACGCGUUCUGGUGUCCUACAAACGACAGACGAGUGGCGCAACAGGCAUGCUACUACAAGAGAAUGUUACUGUUGGUGCUGGAGAAACUAUGGGAGAUGUUAGAGUAUCUGGAUUGGAGAAGGGCUCGCAGUACUCAUUCAAAGUCACCUUUGACAAUGGAUUUUCCAUGGGCGGCAGCUUUGAAGUUUCGGGCAACACAACAAUCACAAAGCCUGGCAACGCAACGUCGUUUGAGGCAAGCACACUCAGCCACGAGAAGAUCCGCGUGACCUGGUCCGGUCUGGAUGACGGCGGUACCAGCCUGACCCGACUGGUGUUGCAGUACAAGGAGACAGACGACGAGAACAUGACCUGGACGCCCGUCGACACGGCAACGCCGCCGCCGCUGGUCACCGAUCACAGCAUCGUGCUGACCGGCUUCAGCACUCAGACUACCUACCGCUUUCGGCUCGUCGUCCACAACAGCAAGGGCAAGGGCCGGCCGACCAGCGUGUCCAACGACAUUACGACGCCGGAGUUCCAAUAUCCGCCCGCAGUGGUGCUGCUGGCGGUGACUCCCAGAGCACGGUCAGCGCUCAUCGUCUGGAGUCUGACCGACGAGAACCCACUGGUGCCCAUCACGCACUAUACCAUCCUGUGGCAGACGGACUCCAUGCCACUAGUGGAGGAGGCAAACGUGACCGCGACGCCAGGACUGCGUCAGUACAACAUUGAAGGACUGAAGCGCGACGCCAGCAUCAGCAUGCGCAUGCGCGCCAACAACGAGUACGGCAGUGCGCGCAGUUUCACACCCCAGGUGAUAUUCAAAACCGGGAGAGGUUUGCCGAGUCCACUCCGGGAAGUUCUGCUUCGAGAGAAUGGGCCGGACAAAGUUAAGCUCUUCUGGCGUUUGGAUCUGACCGUGGACGAGUACCCUGCAACGGAACUGCUGUUCUCAUUGAAGCAUGGAGGGCAAGGUGGAGCCGAUAUAGGGGACAUUGCGAUUAACAUCACCAAGAACAGUGGCGAGCAUAUCCUGAGGGACCUGAAGCCACAGACGGCAUACAUUGUCAACGUAUAUGCGGUCAAUGACUUUGGAAGAAGCGAGCUGGCAAGAGAGCGCGCAUUUAGAACACAAGCUGCUCCCCCGAAGGUCUCCUCUCCGACCAUGACAAUCACAAGCACGGUGGUGAAAUCGGGAGGCAGUGACAGCAACAAGACCACCAUCAUCGCCAUCAUUGCCGCCAGCUGUUUCGGCGUGUUGCUCAUUAUGCUGAUGAUCGUCUACCUGAUUUAUGUCAAGAGGAGGAGGACAAAGACAGAUGGGUGGCAGGUGGAUAACAGCGCUCCUGCGCCCACGCGGUCCGGGUCCGGCUGGUACUCAGGGAGUGUUAGGGAAAAGCCGCCUAUUACGGAGCACACCGAUGGCAGCUCAGCCAGUCUCUCACUGCAGCGUACUGCGUCGGACAACAGCUGGGCAAAGUCACCGAUCCGGCAACCGUCCAAGGCCAGCGCUAUGGUGGAGGAUGAACAUGAUGAGCAGCUAGGUACUGUGCAGCCCACAACCUUCACCAGCUUUAGUUUGGCCCGACAGCCGUCUGCUAAUCAAAUGCAGACACCACAGCAGCAGCAGCGGCAGCAGUCACCACCGCCGGCCUUCGGAACUAUACCUGAUCCUCCUUCUCCACCGAGCACACCGCCUAGGACACCGCCGCUCACGCCGUUCAAAGAAAUGAACUCCCCGUCGCCACCCAAGUACCAGAGCUCGCCGAUAGUGAGCCAGCCAACGCACAUAUCGGAUGGUCAUGAUUUCUCAGAAAUCAACCAAACCAACACAUUCGCACCCCUGGCGAGGGCACAGCAGCAACACAGCCCUUCACCGGACACGCUGAAACAGGACACUAUCGUCUAGGUGAUUACCGCCGCCGAAGAUGCCGUGACCUUAACACUAGCUCUAAGCUCACAGGUCACAGAUAGCGUCCGGCUAUUGGUAUGUCCCGUGCUGCAGUGCUAAUCCGACCAACAUCAGCAGUGGCACUGUGCGAGAAUGACAGGUGUCGAGGUGUAUUUGUCUUCCUUCCUCAUCCUCCUCCGUAACCUGACGGCUUGACUUAUGGAGAUCUUUGAACCGUCUUCCUCCCCAUUGCAUGAACAACAACUGGCUAGCCAGCACAGACUGGAGUGGUGCUGUUGCUCAUGCCCGUACUAAAGAACGCUUUAGUUGGUUCAAACUUCAAAGUCCGUGGCCAACUGCUUGAAAUGAAAACCCCACGAAUACAUGCCAUACUUCAACUUCUACUGUAAACUGUCACAGUUAGCAUAUGACAAGAUAGAAGAAGAAUCUCUUCCAUGCCAUCACACAUCCUAGAAUUUAGCACGAGGUAAUAUUCCAGUCAGAUAAUGAUGGAGAUAAAAAUUAUACUGCUUUGGCUAUAGGAAAGACCCCUGUUAUCCCCAAUAGCCUCAUUGAAAUGCCCGAUGUUUGUUUUCCUAUCUAUACCCGGUUUAUGUGGCAGAUACACGUACCAGACCGUAUCUAUUGUAUCUAUUCCUCUGCAGUGAAUUCCUUCAUAUUACUACUACUUUCCUUCUUCUUGCUUUCUUUCGUCGCUCUUAGCCAGUCUUGGGUUCUCCUCUUCACUUGCCAUGUUACAUUGUACAUGAUUCCAACUACUUGUA